GGCCAGCCCUGUGCCCGCCGCAGCCAGCCCUCUGUGUACCGCCUGCUGUCCGCGCACCGCCGUCCGCCAGCCCGGGAUGAACGCGUCCCAGGCUGCCGGAGACGAGGCGCCGCACAGCGGGCGCUCGGUCAAGGUGGUCCUGGUGGGCGAUGGGGGCUGCGGGAAGACGUCACUGAUGAUGGUCUUCGCCAACGGGGCCUUCCCAGAGAGCUACAGUCCCACAGUGUUUGAGCGCUAUAAUGCCACUCUGCAAAUGAAGGGUAAACCUGUGCGCCUCCAAAUCUGGGACACAGCUGGGCAAGAUGACUACGACCGCCUUCGGCCCUUGUUCUAUCCUGAUGCCAAUGUCUUGCUCCUCUGCUUUGACGUGACCAAUCCAAACAGCUUUGACAACGUCUCCAACCGGUGGUACCCAGAGGUGACACAUUUCUGCAAGGGAGUGCCCAUUAUUGUUGUGGGCUGCAAGAUAGACCUGCGUAAGGACAAGGUGCUGGUGAACAAGCUUCGGAAGAAAGGACUGGAGCCCGUGACCUACCAUAGGGGCCAUGAUAUGGCAAGGUCUGUGGGAGCAGUGGCCUAUCUUGAGUGUUCAGCUCGGCUCCAUGACAACGUGGAAGCCGUCUUCCAGGAAGCAGCUGAAGUGGCUCUCAGCAGUCGCAGUCAUAACUUCUGGCGGCGGAUUACCCAGAAUUUUUGCGUGGUCACCUGACUGGUUUGGAACCCACCUUGCUUUCUGGUUUACUCAGCUGGACAAAGACCCAGGAGCAGACCUUCUACUCUGUUGACUGGGAUGGACCUAGUCCCCAGGCUGAGCUGGUAGAACCACACAUCCACAGAUGGGCUCCAAUGAGGCCAGGCCCCUGGACCAAGGAAUCCUGGAUUGAGGAAGAGGGUUUCCAGACCCUUAGCUCUGGAACC
This is a messenger RNA of Arvicanthis niloticus (Nile rat), 918 nucleotides long. It is a transcript of the gene Rhod, whose product is annotated as ras homolog family member D. The record is from RefSeq and is a predicted model, not a curated record. Gene Ontology annotation, biological process: small GTPase-mediated signal transduction. NCBI's taxonomy places the organism in Eukaryota, Metazoa, Chordata, Mammalia, Rodentia, Muridae. Gene Ontology annotation, molecular function: GTPase activity; GTP binding.